AUGCUUUCAUUGAGGAUACCGAAUCUGUUGGUCUUGCUCCUCGCAAGUGUCGCCCAGCAUGCUGCUGCUCAAGGCAAUACCCUCGGCUUGGCGAAUGGAUUCCUGCUAUUCAGCGUAUCCGACUUCUCAGUCCAACUGGUGAAAGACUCGCAGACACUUUAUUCCCUGAAACCUCGCGGAAAUUCCUCAGCGUUCGACUUCAUUCCCAGUGACAAAAUGACCCAACGCCAGGGCAACGGAAACUAUCACCUCGGCGAUAUUACUUUCCGUGCGCGCAGAAGCGGGACUACGACCUGGAUUAGUGGAGACACUGCCGCUGCUCGAAGGCCGGUCACCGCGUUAUCGAUAUCAGGUUCCACUCUUGCGGCAGCCAAUCUUGCCCCAACCCUACCGUCUGACUCUCUCCUCGACAUUACUCGUCAAUGGGUUGUACAAGAUACUCGUCUCCAACUUCUCUUCGCCGUCAAGAAUUCUCAAACAGUUGCUGUCGAGAUCGGUGCCCUCGGCAUACCAUUGGAGUUCAACAAUAUAUUUUCCGACCGGACCGCAGCUCAGACAAAUGAGCUUUGCAGCCUUUUCGACCCAUACAUCGGCCAAGAUGCAGGAUAUGUCCAAGUUACUCCAUUAUUAGGCACCCUCCCGCCUUUGGUAGUUCUACCGGUCGGGAAGUCGCCUUUGGAAGGCUGGCGCUUCCUCCCGGAAUCAACCUCCGCCUCACCUUUCUACCAGUCGCAAACGUUCGAAGGCCUCUACGAAUGGCAAUUCCACACCUUGGCCUACGCACAAAAUGAAUGGUCCAGAGUCACACCUUGGAAUGCACCAACUUCCGUCACCUUGCAGCCAGGAGAAAUACGCACCUACGGCGUUCAAUUUCGGUUGGCCCCAUCCAUCCGUGAACUCGAGUCGACAGUGCGCUCAGCCGGCAAACCUAUCUCGGUUGGUAUUCCAGGUUAUAUCGUUUCAGCCGACCAGACUGCCAAACUUUUCCUCGGACACUCCGCGGCUGUCCAAUCCAUCUCGGUAUCGCCUUCAGGAGCAUUGACUUGGGCCGCCAACAACGACGCAAAGACGGCUUCGUGGAAGGGCUACGACAUCACGGCAAAUGCAUGGGGAAGGGCUAGGUUGUCCAUCAUAUACACCGACGGCACUCUUCAGACAAUCCACUAUUACCUGACCAAAGGGGCGGCGCAGACAAUCAGCGACCUUGGUAACUUCCUCACCACCUCACAGUGGUUCACUUCGACUACCGAUCCUUUCAAACGAUCGCCUUCCGUAAUCAGCUACGACCGCGAGGUGAACGCCGUUGUGUUGAACGACGCAAGGGCAUGGAUCCCCGGGUUGAGCGACGAAGCUGGUGCCGGUUCAUGGCUCGCCGCUGCGAUGAAGCAAUAUGCCCAACCCAACGCUGCUGAAGUCGCAAAACUAGAGCAGUUCGCUACCCAGACAUUAUUUGGAUCCAUCCAGAACGCAGAUGGGUCGGUAAAAAAGUCGGUUUACUUUUACCAGUCCGCUCUCGUGCCUGGUUAUACAUAUCCAACGUCGAUAAAUUGGGGAAAUUGGUGGUCUUGGAAUCAAGCAGCCUCGUACGCAAUUGACCGCGCCUAUGACUACGUCCACGUAACUGCGGCGUACUGGGCCUUGUAUCGUGUCGCCCGUAACUAUCCUACUCUUGUGAAGACUCGAACGUGGCAGUGGUACCUCAAUCAUGCCGUUGUCACUGUGCUUUCGAUGACCAAUGGAAGAGUAGGAUACGCAAAUGUUGGGUUGAUGGGCGAAACAGUGUAUUUGUAUCUCCUCAACGACCUAAAGCGGGAAGGCCUGACCGCGAAUGCAACGGCGGUUGAGAGCAGGAUGAGGAGCCGUGCAACGAUCUGGGCUGGCCAACGUUAUCCAUUUGGAUCAGAGAUGGCAUGGGACUCAACAGGGCAAGAGGGCGUGUACGCAUGGAGCAAAUACUUCGGAAAUUCAGCGACUGCAAGAAACGCGCUCAAUUCUAUUCUUGCGUAUCAGCCUUUGAUUCAGCACUGGGGAUACAACGGCAAUGCCAGACGCUACUGGGACAACAUCUAUGGUGGCAAACUCCAGCGUAUUGAACGACAGAUUCAUCAUUAUGGCAGUGGAUUGAACGCACUGCCACUGAUAUCAGAAUUCGAAUCUUCUCCAACCGACUACUAUCUCCUACGCGUCGGGUAUGCUGGUCUCAGCGGCCCGCUGUCGAACAUCGAUCAGGGCGGGUUUGGGUCAGCCUCCUUCCACUCCUUUGCCGAUACCUUGAAAUGGGAUGGAUAUUCUGGCGAUUAUGGCCCCAACUUCUCAGGGCACGUCAUGGGGACGGGCACCUAUAUCAUCAACCACCCCGACUUUGGCUGGCAGGCGUUUGGCGGGAACGUCAUCUCAACCUCUCCGACAGUCCGCGUGCAGAUACGGGAUUCUGUACGCCGUCGGGUGUUCGUCGCACCGUAUGGGUCCUUGCUCACGUUGGACUCUGGAGUUUUCUCCCUCGUCGAAAUCGACCCUCGUGAUCAGUCCGUCAUUGUGACUACGUCGCCUAGUGUUGCGCCAAACGCUGCCCCAGCUUCGAAAGCCCGCCUCGUGAUUGAACAGAAGGUGCAGGGUGCAGGAGGGUUAAGAGCGCCAUCUGGGCUCUUUGAUAACGCCGGGGCUUUGGAGAUCUCUUUCAACGACGGCGAAGGAAGGAUGACUCUUGUUUCCUCUAGCUGA
Cyclocybe aegerita is the source of this 2721-nucleotide messenger RNA. The record is from the annotation of a GenBank genome assembly. NCBI's taxonomy places the organism in Eukaryota, Fungi, Basidiomycota, Agaricomycetes, Agaricales, Hemipholiotaceae.